Messenger RNA from Etheostoma spectabile (orangethroat darter), 2282 nucleotides. RefSeq names its product dual specificity phosphatase 1 (gene dusp1). Gene Ontology annotation, molecular function: MAP kinase tyrosine/serine/threonine phosphatase activity. Gene Ontology annotation, biological process: negative regulation of p38MAPK cascade; protein dephosphorylation; endoderm formation. The coding region runs from base 235 to 1368 and encodes 377 amino acids. The record is from RefSeq and is a predicted model, not a curated record. NCBI's taxonomy places the organism in Eukaryota, Metazoa, Chordata, Actinopteri, Perciformes, Percidae. Gene Ontology annotation, cellular component: nucleus; cytoplasm. The transcript has 4 exons.
ACCCAAACGCAAGUCGAAUAUAUUAAUAUUUCAAAGAAGAAACACAACUACAGGAUACAUUCAAGAAGAUAAAAAAGACCAGCUACGAUAGUCUCAAAACUUUUUGAACAGUUUUUCUUUAAACAACACUAUCCGGAACAAAGGACUCACCGCUUCAAAGAUAAAGCUACUUUGGGGAAAAGCCUUUUUCACAACAACCUAUACUUGUAUUUUGUUGCCGUAGCCUACAAGCGUAUGUAUUUGGAUUUUACAUUUCUAUCCCGCCGCCCUACUAUGGUCAUUAUGGAGGUCCCCACUAUCGACUGUGCGUCCCUUCGUGGUUUGUUGGAGGGCGACGUCCCGGCGGGCUGCCUGGUGCUGGACUGCCGGUCCUUCCUGUCCUUUAACUCGGCCCACAUAUCGGGCUCCACCAACGUGCGCUUCAGCACCAUAGUGCGCAGGCGAGCCAGGGGGGGUCUGGGACUUGAGCACAUUGUCCCCAACGAGGACACCAGGAACCGGCUCCUGUCCGGGGGGUACCAGUCUGUCGUACUGCUUGACGACCGCAGUUUGGACUUAAACCAGGCGAAGAAAGACGGGACGUUGAUGCUUGCUGUUACGGCCCUGUGUCGCGACCCCUGUGGAUCUAGGGUUUUUAUUCUCAAAGGCGGCUUUGAUACAUUUUCCACAGAGUUUCCAGAGAUGUGUACCAAACCCUCUCCUCCACAAGGGCUUAGUUUGCCCCUGAGCUCCAACCAUCCUGGGAGUGCUGACCCAAGCUGUAGUCCAUGCAACACUCCUUUAUAUGACCAGGGUGGUCCUGUGGAGAUCUUGCCUUUCCUGUACCUUGGCAGUGCUUACCAUGCUUCGAGAAAAGACAUGCUUGAUAUGCUUGGGAUCAGCGCUCUAAUCAACGUGUCUGCCAACUGCCCCAACCAUUUUGUGGACUCCUUCCUCUACAAAAGCAUCCCUGUCGAGGACAACCAUAAAGCCAACAUCAGCUCCUGGUUCAACGAGGCAAUUGAGUUUAUCGACUCGGUGAGGAAUAAAGGUGGUCGUGUGUUUGUGCACUGUCAAGCUGGCAUCUCCCGCUCUGCCACUAUUUGCCUUGCCUACCUCAUGCGGACCAACCGCGUGAAGCUGGACGAGGCCUUUGAGUUUGUCAAGCAGCGCCGCAGCAUCAUCUCUCCCAACUUCAGCUUUAUGGGUCAGCUCCUCCAAUUUGAGUCCCAGGUCCUGGCCACAUCUAGCUGCUCGUCGGAGGCUGGCAGUCCAGCAAUCCGCAACAACAGCACAGUCUUCAAUUUCCCAGUGUCCAUCCCUGUACACACCUCUGCUGGUCAGCUCUCAUUCCUCCACAGCCCCAUCACCACCUCUCCCAGCUGCUGAGGAAGGUGUGGGGAGCACAGACUUUGUUUGGAUUGGUAACUGAAGUGACUCUACAAAGAGCACUGCACAAAACACAGUCCUGAUCAUAAUCCAUUUGAUGGUGAUACUGGUAUCACUGGACAGAAUGAGAAUUAGUAUUUGUGGUCAGUUUGUCUGACUCUGUUAGCUGCUGGCCAGAUCUCUGAAGGCGGGCCUCAUCUUUUCAAAGAGAGAUUAGAUAACUCUUACCAGGCAGUAUUCAUGUUAUACCUUCUAAAUGUGAAGCCAUCCACAGUUGACUUUGAGAAAUGGCUGAAAAGGUAGUUUAGAUUAAUCAUGGAGAGGAAAGUAUCUGAAUAUUCUUUAUUCAAAGGACUGAUUUUUAUUUUUCCAUGAAGGCAACUGCUUUUGAUAAUCAUAAUUAUUUUGAAGCAAACAUAAUGGAGAGGAUUAACAGUUGUCUCAGGAAUGUUGACUUUUCCUCUCAAAAGUCUAUUCUGCUUUCUGUACUGGUUAAAGAAAGCUAUUCAAACCCAUAGUGCAACAUGGCAUGGCAGUUACUCCUUCAUUUGACGAACAAUGAAUGUAUCCCCUUUUCAAUGUAGAUGUGACAGGAAUAUUCAUGUUCAGUUUGAGAGUCGAACGCAUUGCCAAUUCAAAUGCAAGUACCUGCGAUUCAAGACAUCAUGUAACCUUGACGAUCCUGACACAUUGGGGAAAUGGACCAUUAUUACCUCAUGUUUCUGUACUGUGUCCUACAGCGCAGAGACAGGCCGAACCCCAAAAACUACUAAAAUGGGGACACGUAGUCAUCAGUGGCUGCAUUCUGACAUAUUUAUUGAACUAAAGUAAUAUAUUUCUUUAUCAUAUCUAUUUUUGCAUAUGUUUGUUUAAAUGUUUUUAUACCGUUUAAUAAAUCUCAUUUGACUUUUGUA